CUGAUUUUAUGAAUAAUAGAGAGUAUUGGCCUAGCGUCCUGCCCAGAAGAUCUUGGUCCGCCUUCUCACUUUGAGGAGUUGAGGCCCUCAGGCUCCAUCGGAUCACUGGCCUUCCCUAUCGAGACCGCUUGGCUUCCUUACAUCCUCAACCUCCGCUAGACCCUUCCUUUCCCCUCUUCCCCCUCUCGCCCCUCCUUUCCUCCCCAGGGCGCUCCUCGUCACCACUUCUCCGUGGUCUCUUGCGGUCCAGGGCAUCUGCCUCCAAUGCAGUUCCCGUCAUGUCGCUUAAUGGGCUAGAUAAUCCCGCUGUCAUCGAAGUCUACCAGACUGCUCUGGCCGAAGCGGGAGGAUGGUUUCUUCUCCGGUAUGUAUCAAGGGAUGAGGUCGCUCUCCUUGAUCGCGGGACUGGCGGGGUGCCCGACGUGCGCAACGCGAUCGACAACUACGAAGAGAAGUCCCCGCUCUAUGGCUUCCUCCAGUAUCGGCGACGGAAGGUGGUACUCAGCUAUCUACCAGAGGGCAUGUCCCGGCUCCUGCAAGCCCGAACAACGGUACAAUUCCAAUCGGUUCUCGACAAAUUCUCCCCGCAUGACACGGUUUUCUCGGUGGCGCAGCCAACAGACCUCACGGAAAGCGCAUUGUCCUCCGCAUGUCUGCUGCAUACUGCUUCCGGUUCAAUCACCUCCUCCUCAAGCUCUCUCCGCCGUCGUCGAUUGAAGGAGAUCGCAGAAGAUGCGGAGGAAAAUACCGUAGGCAAGGACGAGGCGCAGAUGCAGUCCCCGACCGAUGGCAUGCGGCAGAGAUCAUUCAGCCAACUCUCCGAGGCCACAGUUGUCCCACCAUCGGCGGUGUCAAGCGUACAACAACCACCUGUUGCCGACGAGCCGAGCUCCAAGACCUCCGAGAGUGUCUCCCUUCGAGAACGGUCUCCCUCAGUAGCCAGGUCGGAGCGUGCUCCUUCCCAUAAGAGCUUUCACGACGACGCAUCUUAUGCUUCGUCGGAGCCCCGAAAAUCGUCGCAGUCCGCCCGACCCUUCGUCCGUGAGAUCGAACGUGCAGGAGGACGCACAACGAAAGUCAAGCUGGGUCCCCGGCCUUCGGUAGACGGAAGUGGACGGCCACGGACUGCGGGCAAUCUAUCUCGAAGCGCCGAACGGCGGCCGGUCGCAUCCUUACCUGCGGGCGUUCGGUCAUCGUCGUUGCGCAGGGCGAAUCCCAGUCCUUCUCGGCCUCGAUCCCAGGGAGGCAACGGAGUGCCCGUGUCCAGCAAAGUGCCCGCUGUGCCUCCGUUGUUGGUACCCCCCUUGUCAAUGCCUAUCUCCCGACCCAAAGUUUCGCCCGGUGCCAAGUCGCUGAGUGCGCUCUCGUCCUCCACGACGUCACAGGAGAAGGAGCGGCUGAUGAAAGCCCUUCAGAUGCGGAAGACGCAGAUGGAGAAGAGAGCGAAAGAGGGGAAGAACAGCCCGAAAAUCGAAAAGGGAGAUGUUGCCCAGCUGGAUGCGACCGAGAAUAAGGAGAACAUCAGUCAUAUACAAGUUAAAAUGAAGCACGACGGGGCCGAGGAUCGAGCGGUCCACUUGGCAGGGCCGGACAAGGAACCCCUUUCCGAGACACAACCGACGGUGGUUCGCGAUCAGGGGGCCGACGAGCAGCCGUCGCCUCCUAAUCCUCCCGACGAUACCUGCGCGGUGGAUGAGACCGGCAGUGGUUCCCCUGAGCAGACGCACGACGACCCCUCAAUAGAUGGCGAUGAGUUUCAGGCGGGAGCCCCUCGGUCGGAACCUGAAACGCAGACUGGCGACAGGGACUUGGGCGUGUCCAAUUCCGGCGGCGCUACGGGUGGCCCCAGCUCCCCUAGGCUGCCUAGCGUCAUCGCCGCUCCACUUGAGAACAAUUCUGGAAUGGCUCCGGUCGAAGAAAUUGCUGGCCCCUCGCCACCAAAACCAGUCCACCACCCUCUUGUUCCUGGCGAACAAGAGGUUCAAAUCAUUGAUCAAGACAACACCACCCAGUCGGAGGCUGAUCGCUUCGACUCGAUUUCUCGGUCCGACUCCCCACUCGAGAGUUUGCCCUCGACUUCCACCCCCAUUGCCUCGUCGAUCGCCGCUCCCCCUCCGCCGGAGCCGCAGCAUGACUUGACCCCUGAAUCCUGGAAUGUGGAGCGACAGCACAGCACUCGAAAGGAGAAACGCAAACCUUACCUCGAGCCUAUUCAAGUCCCUACCCCCGACUACUCUGAUGACGAGAACCUUCUCUCAGACGACUCCUUCAUGGAAGAAUUGAAAAGUGCCACGGUAGAGGAGGCCAAGCCGAUCUCGGUUGGCGUGUCCCCCCUCUCCCCAGGCUACUCCAACAGCAGCAACGGCAAGGUGUCUCCAGAUGCUUGGAGGAAUUCCCGCGCGGUUUCAAAUCCUAGCGCCAUUGGACACCAACCCCCCAGCAUGCCGACCGCCAUGGGCAGAUCCGUGUCGACGACGGCCGCUGAGGCAAGUGCUACUCAGAAUGCCCCGGUCCUGGUGGCGAGGAAGAUCAACGUGUCCUCGGGCAUCUCAAGCCGGAUCAAGGCAUUGGAGAAAUUCUCAAGCACUCGCGACGCACCAUCCACUACCAAUAGCCUUGCCCCUUCUGCCGCCUCCUUCGAAUCCCUACGCAAAGGCUACUCGGAUGCCUCGUCCCGGCCUUUGUCCUCAUACAUCCCUGAAACCUUUUCGCGGGCGUCGAGCGUAAGACGACCCAAUUCGCAGGCGGGUCCUGGCCUCACGCGCAGCGCCAGCUCCGUCUCGGUGACUGCUCGGAUAGUCCGCGAUCCAAUUGCGGCUGAAGGCGACUCGACCGAUCCUUCCGAGCCGGCCAUCCUUAAUCUACAACCCAGCCAGAUCACCGUUGAACAUGAAACCACCGAGGUUCAUGUCUUGCCGAGCCUAGAUACAGAGCCGGCCAUUCAGUCGGAAGAUGAUACCUUGCCUCCAUCCACUGCCGGGUCUGACCAGCAAUCCUCCGAGUCGGUGCAGCGCCCCGAGAGCAGAAUCUCCAUCUCCCCCUCCAUCAAAGAAGAAGAGGCAUCGCCAGCCAAGUCGGACGAUGCACCCUCCACCCCUGAAAGUCAGAAGCAGUCCCGUGCUACGCGGCUGCUGCGGCGCAUGUCCUCCAUCACCUCCCGUAAAAGCGUCGUCGGAGUGCUGAACCCGAUCGUCAAAGGAGAGGGGAGUAAUAUCUCCGUCAAGAUCGAAGAGCCUGAGAGGGUUGCCCCCAGCGUGACGGAGGCGGCCCCGGCGAUCGAUAUCGGCGAGGUCAACGUGCAGUUUCCCGACACCCUCCUUUGGAAGCGGCGCUUUGUCCGGAUCGAUGACCAGGGGUAUCUGGUGCUGACCCCUGGGAAUGUGGAUUCCAGUAACCGCAACUUGGUCAAGCGGUAUCACAUGUCCGAGUUCCGGACACCUUGCCUGCCCGAUGAGGACCGACAGGAGCUCCCCAACAGCAUCCUGCUGGACUUCCUGGACGGCAACACUCUGCAAUGCGCCUGCGAAUCGAGACAGGGACAAACCUUUGUGCUUCAAACACUGGUCGACGCUCACAGUACCUACCACACUGCCCCCCAGUAGCCUUCUGCCUGCUGAGCUGUGCCUUUCUCUCAUUUUGACCUGCAUAUAUUGCGCGUUCCUUCACCAUUUCCUUCCUCACCCGGUGUUUUCAGCGGUAUACCCCUCAAAAACGGUUUUCUUCUGUACCAACUGUUUUUGUAUCCACAAUUCUUCUCUCCCCGACCUUUUCUUUGUUCGACUUGAUGAGGUGCAUGAUGUAUGGCUUGUGCCUGCAAGGUUAGGAUCUGGCUUGAUAUUGGCAGCAUUCGGCGGUUGUUUCCUUGGUGUGGCGCCUUAUUUAGGCAGCCUUGGAUCUGUGUCCGGUGCCGUGGAACCUUUUUCGCAUGCUGUUUGAUCUAAGAAUUGUAAACUUGGCAUGUUGGCAGUUUGCAUUUACGUACUUCUACUCCAUUCACUGUACGCUGUUCCGACCAGGAGUCGAUGGCAUGUACUCAUUAUUUUGAGAUGAUCACAGGUGUUUAAUUCCAUAUCCCAACGCCA
Molecule: messenger RNA, 4082 nt
Organism: Aspergillus sclerotioniger CBS 115572
Lineage: Eukaryota; Fungi; Ascomycota; Eurotiomycetes; Eurotiales; Aspergillaceae
Product: putative GPI-anchored cell surface glycoprotein
Exons: 4
Coding region: 279-3602 (1107 amino acids)
Source: RefSeq, a predicted model, not a curated record